This is a messenger RNA of Ceratina calcarata, 987 nucleotides long. RefSeq names its product Queen brain-selective protein-1 (gene Qbp-1). The transcript is spliced from 4 exons. The record is from RefSeq and is a predicted model, not a curated record. The coding region runs from base 16 to 501 and encodes 161 amino acids. Lineage: Eukaryota; Metazoa; Arthropoda; Insecta; Hymenoptera; Apidae.
CCGCACUUGGCUUCAAUGGCACAUUCGACGUCCUUCCGUCUUCGUGUCUUCGCGUUUACCAUACACAUCCUGAGUAACCGUUCGUUCUCAGACGAUCAUUACAGUUGGGAGAUCUCAGGGUCAACAGGAACCGAAAUGUUUGCUCGCUUAGCCGUACUACUUGCCAUUUGCCUCGUGCUUGAUAAGUGCACUGGGUACCCGUCGAUCAGACAAAGACCGCCGUACUGUCAGGGAUGCGGUGAUUCAUGCCACAAGUGUGAAUACGGAAUCGUUCUGUCGGCUGCCUGUGGCGGCAUUCCACAGUGCGCGAAGGGACCGGACGAGCUGUGUGGAGGACCGCGGGAACUCUACGGGACUUGCGGCGAGGGGAUGCACUGCAACUGCAACAGAUGCGUCGGCUGCAGUAUGGAGAAGUUCGGCUGUUCAAAAAUUCAAAACCCUUGCCUGCCGCACAAAAGCUCGGAGCUAAAUAGAUUCGGAAGAUUCACAGACGUCAUGUAGGAUGAUCGAACGGUUACCUUCGAAACCGGAAACAUUUUUAAUCGUCCCUCAAGCUCAAUAAAAAAAAAGGUAUCCGCGGUAUCAUUAAUAUAUUUAUCUCCGUACAUACUGUGCUCGUAUGUAUAUAGCAAAGUUGGAACCGGGGGAGGAAAAGCGAAAGCGGAGCGGUCAGACGGUCAAAUGUCCAUUUCUCGAUGUUGUUCUUUUUUUUUGUUCUUCUUCUAACGCUGACGAGAGAAAAGAUUCAUAUGUAUAGCGUUUUGCAAAGUAAGAAUGCAGAAAAGGAAAGAGAGAACGUGGCUAUCUCAUUUUUAUUGUUUCAUAUAUUCGAAUAAAUCUGUGCAUACACCGAAAUAUAUAAAAGACCUAACGCAUGAGAAUAAUAUUCUAUCGGACGCUGUGGAAAAAAAAGGAAACGAUUAUCUGGUGCAUUACAUUUGGUAAAUAAAACUGGAAUAAAAAGGAAAAAAAAUGGAACCUCGACGA